This is a messenger RNA of Vigna umbellata (rice bean), 2410 nucleotides long. NCBI's taxonomy places the organism in Eukaryota, Viridiplantae, Streptophyta, Magnoliopsida, Fabales, Fabaceae. The record is from RefSeq and is a predicted model, not a curated record.
GUUGGAACAAGAAUCGUCGUUAUCUUUAUGUCUGGCACAGUUUCUUACAACACGACGAUUUUAAUGGCAUGGCGCGGGUGUAACUACGCGCUCCGCUCGUUUCCUGUGUUGCUGCAAUUUCGCUUCUUCCACUCUUUCUUUCACCUUUUUCAGCAUUUUCCGCUGACCGAACCCCAACCAUGUGACCCUUGUACACUUGCACUACAAACAAAACACAACUUCUUUGUUUUGUCUUUUCUUACUAAUACUAUAAAUCCCCAGGAACAUGCAUAACAAGGACCGCAUGGUCUAAAAAGGCACCACCGUUCUUUUUCUUGGUUCAUGCUUCCGUGCAUCGGAAAGUUUAAUGAUAACAAUGGCAACCAAAAAGGAGUGAACAUUUGUUGAGUCGAGUAAGUUCAAUUCAAUCCCUGUGAGCUGUGAUGGCCUCGGUUGGGGGUUUUAUAGUCUCUGGUGCUGUAAGGUGCGUUACGAGGCACCGGUUUGGAGUUCGGUCGCAGAGUUUGGAGGGUGGGGGCUCGACGGUGUUGUCGUCGGAGUCUGUGAAUGGAUCUUCGUCGGUGGUGGUGGGGACGCCGAAGAAUCAUAAUGGUGGUUCCUUGGUUAAGGAGGAAGCGAAGGGGUGGUUGUUGGGAGUUGAGGGGGAGAAGAAGAAGAAGAAGCGUGAAGCAGAAGAAGGUUUGGCAGCGCUUUGGGAUGAUGGGUAUGGGAGAAGCAGUGUAGAGGAUUACUUUGCUGCAGCUAAGGAGAUUUGCAGAUCAGAUGGAGGCCCACCUCGGUGGUUUUGCCCAGUUGAAUGUGGGCCCCCUUUGAAGGAUUCUCCUACUCUUCUGUUUUUACCAGGGAUGGAUGGCACGGGAUUCGGUCUCACUUUGCACCAUCAAGCUCUUGGGAAGGUUUUUGAAGUUCGUUGCUUGCAUAUCCCAGUUCAUGAUCAAACACCUUUUGAAGGGCUGGUGAAACUUGUUGGAGAAGCUGUUAAGCACGAACAUGCUUUAUCUCCAAAUAAACCAAUUUAUCUGGUAGGUGAUUCUUUUGGUGGAUGUUUAGCACUUGCUGUUGCUGCUCACAAUCCAACUGUUGACCUGGUACUGAUAUUAUCCAAUCCAGCUACAUCCUUUGGCCAAUCUCAGUUGCAACCUCUGUUUCCUAUCUUGGAGGCUUUACCUGACGAACUGCAUGUUGCUGUUCCCUUUGUUCUGGGCUUUAUUAUGGGCGAUCCAGUGAAGAUGGCAUCAGUCAAUAUUGGAAAUAGGCUUCCUCCAGUCCAAAAACUUGAACAGUUGGCAUACAACCUUACUGCAUUGCUGCCAUGUCUUCCUGAGCUGGCUAAUAUUAUACCAAGGGAUACUCUUCUAUGGAAGCUGAAGCUUCUGAAAUCAGCUGCUGCAUAUGCUAAUUCGCGUCUCCAUGCUGUUAAAGCUGAAGUACUUGUACUUGCUAGUGGUAAGGAUAACUUGCUUCCCAGCGUAAAUGAAACUCAAAGACUUGCGGGAUUAUUGUCAAACUGCAAAGUUCGUGUUUUUAAGGACAGUGGACACACCCUUCUCCUGGUACGUGAAGUGAAUGUGUAUACUUGCAACUGUGAUAAUUUGAGAUCAUGUUUUCGCUUGAUAACCCCUAUAAAUAGGGUGUGUUAAGUGAGACUGAUUGCAACUAUCAUCUAUAAAGUUGAGAUAUUUUCUAGUGAACAUGCAACUUCUAAAUUUGACCAUUGAUGUAAGAUUGAAUUGCCGAGAUUGAUUCCUUCAACCUUCUAUAAUAAGAUAAUGUUCUCACAUCUAUAUAAGAUUGAAUGGUCCAAAUUAGUUCCUUCAACCUUUUAUAAUAAGAUAAUUGUUUCACUUGAUGACUCCUAUAAUAGGUAGACUAUUGCAUUGAAUCAUAUAAUACUAGUUAUUUUGGCUGUUCACCACAUUUAGAAAUUUUGUGAUAUGAGAAUAUUACACUACACUUGUGAGAACAUAGCAAGAACUACCUAGAGUAGCGCUAGGACCAUAUUAGAAUUUUACUCAUUUUAGAGGAUUUAAAUCUUUGUAGUUUGUUCAAUAUAUUUAAAUUUUAUAUGUAAACUAUUUCCAUUAUAAAUAGAGAAAUCUUCAAAUGGUCCUCCAAAGUUAUAUAAUUCACUACAUUAGUCCUUCAAAAAUUUUGGUCACCAAAAUGUUUAUCAUAUAUUAGUCCUCUAAAUAUUUUGUCAAUGAAUUAAUCCUUUAGAGAAUUUUUCACCAUUCUAAUCCUUAUGAUUAAAAUGGAGCACAAAGAAUCUUUAUAUCAAAUCUUUGAGGGAUUAAUUUGGUGAAAAUCUUUGGAAAACACUGUAGUAAAAAACUUGAGGUACUAAUCUAGCAAAUAAAUAUUUUGGAGGACUAAUGUUGGGGUGCAUGUAACUUACGAGGACCAUAUUGAU